Molecule: messenger RNA, 2603 nt
Organism: Solea senegalensis (Senegalese sole)
Lineage: Eukaryota; Metazoa; Chordata; Actinopteri; Pleuronectiformes; Soleidae
Gene: arhgef25b
Product: Rho guanine nucleotide exchange factor (GEF) 25b
Exons: 16
Coding region: 384-2321 (645 amino acids)
Biological process (GO): axon guidance
Cellular component (GO): plasma membrane; cytoplasm
Molecular function (GO): guanyl-nucleotide exchange factor activity
Source: RefSeq, a predicted model, not a curated record
CACUGUUCAGUCCGUUAUCUCAGCUCCUCCCCCCCAGCUCUCUGUCCCUCGCUCACUUACUUUUGGUCUCUCCUUUCCUAACCUUCACCCACUCUCUGACCACUCGAAGAGGCUCAGGAGAGGAGGAGAGGACUGAACAGCCUCUCCUGGUUUUCUGCUGCUGCUUGUCUUUCGAAUCAUGGGAUAGAGGCAGCAUUUCAGUCUCAGGAGUUCCUGCUCACAUUUGGACUAUGACUGUGGAGCUCUUUGCACACUUGUGCACGCUCAACUCAACUGGAGAUUAUCACAGGAAUAGUGUGUGUACAUGUGUUCUUAUGUGUGAGUCCUCUCAGCACCAUGUCUGCAUCUGAUCGUCUUGGGUCGAGCAGCAAGAGCCGCUCAUCAUGAGAGGGGGUCACCACCAGCGUGGGUGUGGGUGUCAGCACCUGUUCAGAAAACUGCUAAGCAAAUGUGGUUGCUGCAUGGUCCGUGUCAGAGCAGAGUCAUACUCCGUGGCAGGCAGUGACGGAAGCAUUGGCCCGUCAGUGGGCUCUGUGCCCCACCAGGCCUCGGGCAGCUCCAGCCCCUGCUCACACUCCUCAUCUGGAGGAUCACGGCACCCUGUCAGUGCCCUGAAGAGAUGGCUCAGCAACCCCGUGCGCAAGCUGAGCUCUGAUGCCAGAGCAGGGGCAGCGAAAGCUGAGAAGCAGAUGUGCAGGUCGGACGGGAGGCAGCCACCGUUGCUUCUUUCCCACAAUGAAGCUCAGCAGAGGCCUCAGGAACCACAAGAUAAUUACAACAUCCUCCCCUCCGGAGACACGAUGUGGAGAGAUGAUAUGUUGAGUCCAGCAGCUUCUUCUCCUACACAACCGUCCUGCCCUCCUGACCUCCUGCAAGGCAGAGAUACACACAGCCUAAGUCAAAAAUCCAGCAUCAACACUCUCCAAGGGGAGGAAAGCUGCACUGUGACUGAUGACUCAGGAAGUCAGUGGUCUGCCACAGUGGACAGCGAAGAGGAGAGGAGCAUUGCCUUAGAGAAGAGCAUAUAUGUGCUGACCGAAUUAAUAGAGACAGAAAGGUUGUAUGUGGAAGACCUCGGACUCAUAGUGCAGGGCUACAUGGCCACUAUGUCUAACCAGGGAGUUCCAGAGGACAUGAAAGGGAAGGACAGGAUUGUGUUUGGAAACAUACACCAGAUCUAUGACUGGCACAAGGAUUACUUCCUGGGAGAGCUGGAGAAAUGUGUGGGUGAUCCAGACAGCCUAUCUCAGCUCUUCAUCAAACAUGAACGACGUCUUCACAUGUACGUGGUCUACUGUCAGAACAAACCCAGGUCUGAGCACAUCGUCUCAGAGUACAUUGAGACAUACUUUGAGGAGCUGAGGCAGCAGCUGGGUCACCGGCUGCAGCUCAAUGACCUGCUCAUCAAACCUGUGCAGAGAAUCAUGAAGUAUCAACUGUUGCUGAAGGACUUCCUCAAGUACUAUUGUAGAGCAGGAAGAGACGUUGAGGAGCUGCAGAGGGCGGUGGAGGUGAUGUGUUUUGUGCCUAAACGCUGUAACGAUAUGAUGAAUGUUGGGAGACUCCAGGGGUUUGAGGGUAAAAUCACAGCUCAGGGGAAGCUACUCCAGCAGGAUACGUUCUCUGUCAGUGAGCAGGAAACUGGCUUUGUGUCCAGAGCGAGGGAGAGGCGGGUCUUCCUGUUUGAGCAGCUGGUUAUCUUCAGCGAGCCAAUUGAUAAGAAAAAAGGCUUCUUGUUGCCAGGGUACACUUUUAAAAACAGCAUCAAGGUCAGCUGUUUGGGUGUGGAGGAGCACACUGAAGAUCCAUGCUGCCUGGUCCUGACCUCCCGGGGGAAAGACGGAAGUGUGACGCGCUUCAUCGUGCAGGCUUCAUCUCCGGAAAUAAGGCUGGCUUGGCUCAGUGACAUUGUCCAAAUCUUAGAGACUCAGAGGAACUUCCUCAAUGCCCUUCAGUCCCCAAUUGAGUACCAACGCAGAGAAAGCAAGUCAAACAGUCUUGGCAGAAACAUGAAUUCUCCAUCUGCUCUGCAACCUCAGUUGUCAGCAUCUAUAGACCGACGUCAGCAGCCAUUUCUGUUGUCUCUCAACGCCUCCCUUCCCUCCCUGCAUCCACCGCAGCACUGCCCUGCAUCAAAGGUGGUUUCCAACCCUUGUGCUGCAACACCUGGAGAAGUUCUGCCAUCACCUUCUUCCCACCAGCAGCUCAGUUUGUGCACAGAAGCGGGACACAACGGAGAGACGUCCAAUGGUCUGCCUCACUGCAGCCAGCACAGCAUGAAGGGUGUGAUGACCAUGUUCAAGGCCAGCGAUGACGGUUGAACUCACUUUCCUUCUUGUAGGAGGUGUAGGAGUGCCUCGACUGAAUUCUUUGUUCAGCAGUGAUCGACUUUUUCACUCCACUGCAGGAGUCGUUAACAUUCCAGCUCCUUCACAUCGUCUCCCAAAUUUCCUUCCGGAUUCCUCCCAAAUACCACUAUGGUGCACGGUAUCUCACGGUAUCUCAACUAAUCUGGAUUAAUCAUAAUUUGAGUGUUUAAGCGACAUGUCAUGUACAGGUGUUGAUAACAGAGGAUAGGUGAAAAUACAGCACCAUGGACACUU